Messenger RNA from Metarhizium brunneum ARSEF 3297, 387 nucleotides. RefSeq lists its product as uncharacterized. The record is from RefSeq and is a predicted model, not a curated record. Lineage: Eukaryota; Fungi; Ascomycota; Sordariomycetes; Hypocreales; Clavicipitaceae.
AUGGAUGACGAUUAUCCCGAGUAUCCCGUACGUCUGCUUCAUCCUAGCGAAUUCGAAUUGAGGCGAGCGCCUGAGGAGAUAGCAUCUGCUAUUCUAUGGGAUCAAAAGACGAAAGAAAGCUCUCUCUAUAACAUGGACGACGAAUACUACGAGUAUUUCUGUGGGGGCGAGGAGCAAGAGGAGGAGACAGAAUACCACGAGGAAGAAACAUCAGGAUAUAGCCAGCAGUACGGCUCCGAACAUGGUCCAGAGGGGCAGGCUGCGACUUAUUCGGCAGCAACUGCCGCCGCUGGAGAUUCGCCUGCAGAUCCUCAAGACAAGAAGAGAAGAAAGAGGAGUAAGAGUAAGAGAAGGCCCAAGGGAAAGGAAACAGAACGCGGCGAGUAA